CUCUAAAGUGAACUGAUUGUUGAAUGGUACUUCACCAAAGACAAAAUUACAAAAAAUAAACAAGGAAAUUCUGCCCUGUAAAGAAUGAAUGAGGGGGGACAGGGGCGAAAGACGCGCUACCUGGAAGCUGAUUGGUCACUUGACAGGCGCUGUUGAUUCAGGCGUGCGCCAGAAGAUAAGAUAAAGGCUCUAUAAAAUAGCAGAGAUGCUCAUCCAUCCCUCACUGUCAACGCCUCAAACACGACCUCUAGUACCUCCAUCUCCAACAGAGGAUUAACAAGGACAACUGGCAGGAUCCUCAUCCAGGUAUCACCUGUUCAGAUGUCUCAACUACUGUGCGCCCGCAGUGACCUGCGCACAUCCAUGGAUUCAAUGACGCUCAGAGAGGUUUCUGAUCCCAGCCCCGUGAACGCAGCUGGUGAGGACUGCUGUGAAAAACUGGCACGGAAUCCCCUGACUGUUUUCAGGAUGACAGACUUGUCCUUAAAGAAUGCAAAACACAUGGCCACGUGCACGAGGUCUGGGCAUCGCGGUAGGCGCAGAGCAAAGGCCAACGACAGAGAGCGCCACAGGAUGCACAACCUGAACUCCGCUCUGGAUGUGCUCAGGAGCAUCCUGCCGGCGAUGCCUGAAGACGCGAAGCUCACCAAGAUCGAAACUCUGCGCUUUGCACACAACUACAUCUGGGCUCUGAGCGCAAUAUUACGCAUGACAGACCAACGUGGACUGACGUCGGAAUACCCUCAGCUGAGAUCUGAUAUUAGCAGACCAUCAAGUGUUUCGUCUUCAGAGAGAGAUUUGACUUCACCAGUGGAGUCUGUCUCCUCCGCUGACUUUGAAAUAUCCGCUCAUGAAGUGAACUGUGAGAUUUCAGCGAGAGUUCAGUCCUGUGUUAUGCCUAUUACCUUUUAUUUCAAAUCAUUCCCUGCUUAAAAUACAAAAAGUUGGAUGACAAAUGAUUUAACAUAUCUAUAUUUUUAUUAAGGGAAGGGUUUUUGACUUAACACAAAUACCUGCCACAUGAACACUGCUGCCCUCUAAGGGUUAAACAUGAGCAGAUUGGUGCACUUACAGUUUCAGUCUCUAUAUUUAUUUUGUAAUUCAUUAUCAAAGAUGAAAUGUCAAAUAACACUUUUCAUUAUUUUUGUAACAGUACUGUUUAAAAAUGCUUUCCAAAGUUAUAAUUCAAUGCGUCGUAUUUUCAUUGCCUGUGAUGUGAUGCCAUGUUGCACUUAUUUCAGCAGAUAAAUGACAGCAUCAUUAAAACAUUGUGACACAAGGAUUUAGGUAAUUCUAUUUUUUUAAAUUAAAUUAUUUGGCAACCGUA
Messenger RNA from Notolabrus celidotus (New Zealand spotty), 1327 nucleotides. It is a transcript of the gene neurog3, whose product is annotated as neurogenin 3. The transcript has 2 exons. Gene Ontology annotation, molecular function: protein dimerization activity. The record is from RefSeq and is a predicted model, not a curated record. The coding region runs from base 322 to 933 and encodes 203 amino acids. Lineage: Eukaryota; Metazoa; Chordata; Actinopteri; Labriformes; Labridae.